Molecule: messenger RNA, 2095 nt
Organism: Plectropomus leopardus (leopard coralgrouper)
Lineage: Eukaryota; Metazoa; Chordata; Actinopteri; Perciformes; Serranidae
Gene: rasd2a
Product: RASD family member 2a
Biological process (GO): signal transduction
Molecular function (GO): GTP binding; G-protein beta-subunit binding; GTPase activity
Source: RefSeq, a predicted model, not a curated record
GUCCAUGACAACAACAACUUGGGCAAUUAUCUGUCCAUCUGUUUAGCCAUCCAUUUAUCCAUUAAGAAACAUGAAACACCUGUACGUGAAGGGCUAAAAGUAGAAUACAAAUUAGGAUCAGAAUGCUAUUUUUGACAAGGGUUUGUCUCAUGACAAAUUGUUCAGAAGCAUAAUUUAAGUCUCAUUUAGAUCAUUUUAAACACAUUUAGAAAACUCCUGAUUUCAUUUCUUUAAAGGAAAAAAAAAUCCAUUGUAGUUUCAUGUGGAGAUCUUGUGCGCUGUUUCUUUUUGGGGGGCUACUUCUAUAAAAGGAGUGAGUUCUCUGGAUGAGACGGUGACGCAGACACUGCGCCUUGCUGUGGGUGUAUAAGAGGAGCCACUCCGCUCUAUUUCGGCGCUCACAUGGGGAAGCAACAGGGUUGUCAGAUUCAUGAUAGCCUCUCGGUGACUGGAAAACUUGAGAAAAACGUGGAGAUGAACGCAACUGAGAAGAUUUACCUUCCCGUUGAUGGCAUCCUCGAAAUGUUCAACUCUCUCACCGGGCAUCACCAUGCAGCGAUUACGCAUUCAGCUCUUCAGGCUACUCCAGUAGCUCCUAAAGUCUCACACAUAUCAAAGACAGGCAUGGGCAUCAUUAAAACGGUAAAAGGGCGCUGGAGGGAACAAGACAAAAGAGCAAGUAGGUCCUCGAGCUCUAGCAACAGGCACGUUUCGACUGAUCCACUUCCAAAAAGGUCUGUGGAUCUGCUGGAGCUGGGUUUCACCAAGCCCAAGAACUGUCACAGAAUAGUUGUGCUUGGGGCACCCAGAGUAGGUAAAACCAACAUCCUGCAGCGGUUCUUGGGGAAAGGAUUUGAUGAGCAUUAUGAACCAACAACGGAGGACUUCCACAGAAAGCUGUUCCACAUAGGAGGGGAGGCAUAUCAGAUUGAUCUGCUGGAUGCCGCAAGUGAGAGGGACUUCCCAGCAAAAAGGAGGCUAUCCAUACUGACAGGUGACACAUUCCUGCUUGUGUUCAGUUUGGAUGAUAGAGAGUCCUUCAAUGAAAUCUGUGAGCUGCUCAACGAGAUAAAGGCUGCUAAGGCAAAGUUACUGAAAUUAAAACAUCCCGCGAGAGUACCAGUCGUUAUCUGCGGGAAUAAAGCGGACCUGGAGGCGCAGAGAGCCGUCGGACGCUCAGAGGUGACGGACAUCCUCGGCAAAGACGUCGCAUUCUUCGAAACCUCCGCUAAAGACGGUACCGGACUGGAGGGUGUGUUCAGAGCCCUUGCGGCACUGGGAGGACUGCCUGACGAGACCAGCCCGUCACGGCAUCAGAUCAUAUCCAUCCUCACAUACCAGUCCAUGUGCAUCGGCCAGCGAGGCAGGGGAGGGAGCCGGGGAGCCGGUGCGCCCUGUGCCGCUCUGGACCCUCUGGCGCGCCGCCCGAGCUUCACCAGCGACCUGCGGCUGGUGCUGAGAUCCAGCAAACACAACAAACCCGAGAAGUGUCACAUUCAAUGAAUCGUGAGCCUUCUCGAUAAAACCAAUUGUAGUAGUAUGCUGCAAUGUCCUAUUAUGUAAGGAGUUAUACUCUGUAGCACUUGGCUGGACCAGUGCAUUCAUAUUUCUUUUGUAUGUAACUAUAUUGUCCUAUAAUAAAAAAAAUAUAUUUCUAAGGGACUGCUUGUUAUUUAUGAAGGUGAAGUGGGUGGUACAAAAAAGGGGAGAUAUGUCGAAUGAUUUUCUGACCACUGGGGAGGGACUUUUUGGGGGUUUAGUGGAGGGGUAAAUGAAUGGUUGUAUUUUGUGUAACCGGCAUUUUUUAGUAACAUGCCUUCAAAAUCCACAGAGGGAUAUUUUUGUGAAAAAUCACCUAAAUCACACCAAUUAUCAUAUCCACAAUCUGAAAAAAAAAUAUUGUGAGAUUUUCGAAUUUCAGAUGCUCCUUGGUCAAAUCAUAUGCAAGAAACACUUCCAUUAGGUAGAUGAAAACAAAAUCUCGCUUAAAAUUUUUAUAUUUCAUCAAAAUGUUUCUAUGCUGCUGAACUGGAACCUGGAAACCAUUUUUUAACUGCGUCAGGCCAGUUUGAAUUGUAACACACCUGAUGUUACU